AUGUCGUUAGGCGGCAAAUUGAUUGCAAGCGAAAGUGAAAUGUGCGUGGGUGUUGAUAGACUGUGUCUGAAAAAUCCUUAUGGAAAUGGCGACUCAACUUGUAUAACAUAUGAUGCUGUAAAUGCUGCUUAUUUGGAUGCUCGCAAGAGAAUACAUGUUUCCCAGCCCAAAGGUGAUUGGAAGGCUGAAGAUAUUGCCACCGUUGGUGAACUCUUAUUGGAUAUUUCCAUACAAUUGGCCAGAACUUAUGGCUUGUCAUACGAGGAAAUUGAAAAGGGUCUGCCCACCAUUGACACCUCCAAGACACUGAUCCGUGAAGUGUGUCCACCCUUCUUUUCCGGCGUCGAAUGCCGUCCAGGUAAGUAUAGACGUUUUGAUGGUUUGUGCAACAACAUUGAACAUCCGACAUGGGGUGCUGCCAUGGCACCGUUCCAACGUUUAAUCGGUCCCCUGUAUGCCGAUGGCAUCAAUGCUCCACGUAUUUCGGUGACUGGACGUGAUUUGCCCUAUUCACGUGUUGUAUCGCGCACCAUGCAUCCUGAUGAUGGUUAUCAUGAUCAUGCUGGCACUGUUAUGGUCAUUGCCUGGGGUCAAUUUAUGGAUCACGAUUUUACCUUAACUGGCACACCUUUGGAUCCCAUCAAUCGCAAUGAUCCCGAGGAAUGUUGUAAGCGUCCAUUGCAUUUGAAACAUCCCUAUUGUAAUGAGAUUCGUGUACCCGACGAUGAUUACUUCUAUCGCCUGUUCAAUGUUAAGUGCAUUGAUUUUGUUCGAGGCUUCCCUUCACCUAGACCUGGCUGCCGUUUGGGUUCCCGCCAACAAUUCAAUACUUUGACCGGUGUCAUUGAUGCCAAUACCGUUUAUGGUGUUAAUGAGAAAUUCGCCCGCAAGCUGCGUACCGGCUACGGUGGUCUCUUGCGUAUGAACCCUGUCUUCCAGGAAUAUGGUCUGAAAGAUUUGUUACCCUUGAAGUUGGAUAUUCCCGAUGAAGGCUGCACACGCCCCAACAAGAGUAUGUUCUGUUUUGAGGCUGGUGAAAUUCGUGUCAAUGAACAAUUGGUAUUGACCUGUAUGCACACCCUGAUGGCCAGAGAACAUAAUCGUAUUGCUACCGGUUUGGCUCAAAUCAAUAAACAUUGGGAUGAUGAGACACUGUUCCAGGAGGCAAGACGCAUUAACAUUGCCAUUGUCCAGCAUGUGACCUAUAAUGAAUUCUUGCCAAUUCUGUUGGGCAAAGAGGUUAUGGAGAAAUUCGGUUUGGUCUUGCAAAAGGAUGGCUAUUGGGAUGGUUAUGAUCCAAAGGUUAAUCCGGGUAUUAUUGAUUCAUUUGCUGGUGCUGCAUUCCGUUUUGGUCAUUCGCUGCUGCCCACCGCUGUGGAACGUUGGUCGAAGGCUCAUAAAUUUAUUGCCUCCAAGAGAUUGUCGGAUUUGAUUCGUCGCCCUUACGAUUUGUAUAGAGCUGGUGUUUUGGAUGAAUACUUUAUGGGUUUGAUGAAUCAAGUGGCCCAGGCUAUGGAUGAUUCGAUUACGCAGGAGGUUACCAAUCAUUUGUUCAAGAAAGAAGGUGCUAGAUUUGGUAUGGAUUUGGUGUCGUUCAAUAUGCAACGUGGUCGUGAAUUUGGUAUACCCGGCUAUAUGGAAUUCCGUAAAUUCUGCGGUCUACCCACCUCGAAUACCUGGGAUGAAAUGUUUGGUUCUAUGCCCAAUGAUACGAUUUUGAGAUAUCAGAGUAUAUUUGAACACCCUGCCGAUAUUGAUUUGUGGUCUGGUGGUGUCUCUGAAAAAUCUCUGCCCGGUUCUAUGUUGGGUCCCACCUUUGCCUGUGUCAUUGCCACCCAAAUGAGCUAUUUGAGACGUGGUGACCGCUUCUGGUAUGAAUUGCCCAAUCAGCCAUCAUCAUUCACACCCGAACAAUUGCAAGAAAUCCGCAAGGCCAAAUUGUCGAGGUUGAUUUGUGACAACACCGAUCUGAUAGAUACAGUACAAAUUUAUCCCAUGGUUUUGCCUGAUCAUGAAAUUAAUCCUCGUGUACCCUGCAAGAGUGGUGUCAUACCCUCAAUUGAUUUGACCAAGUGGGCCGAUUAUGCUAGUCCUGAUAUAGCUUCACCAGUUUUUAACUACAUCAAUGAAAUUCCCGAUACUCUACUAAAUUUCCGCAAAAAGUAAAUAGCAAAUGGUCAGGUUUUGUAAUGCACCGCCCUGCAUUUUUUUAAUCU
Musca vetustissima is the source of this 2216-nucleotide messenger RNA. RefSeq names its product peroxidase (gene cysu). Gene Ontology annotation, molecular function: heme binding; peroxidase activity. The transcript is spliced from 9 exons. NCBI's taxonomy places the organism in Eukaryota, Metazoa, Arthropoda, Insecta, Diptera, Muscidae. Gene Ontology annotation, biological process: response to oxidative stress. Bases 1 to 2166 code for a protein of 721 amino acids. The record is from RefSeq and is a predicted model, not a curated record.